Pocillopora meandrina is the source of this 669-nucleotide messenger RNA. NCBI's taxonomy places the organism in Eukaryota, Metazoa, Cnidaria, Anthozoa, Scleractinia, Pocilloporidae. The record is from the annotation of a GenBank genome assembly.
AUGGCCAGUGCUGCACCAACUGCUUUAUCCACAAAGGAAACAACAAACUAUGCCAGGUUGUGCCGUCUGCUGGUUGAUAUUGGAACCCAGGCUCUUCGAGACACGUUAGAUACCAUCCAUUCUCCAGCAAAUCUACCCUCAGUUUUGGCGGCAAACAGACCCACCUUACAAUCUCUUAGAAAGAAGAAGGUUAUCAAUCACAUACAAUGGGGGAAACUUUACCCUGCCAUCCUUACCUGGGUGUCUUCUCGUGACUUUGACACAACUUUGCUGAUGGUUCUGUUACGGAACCUAUGCGGCUUAACUGCUCCGCUGACCGGCUGGGACGCAUUGCCUGUCGUAACAGACCUUAGCAAGGAAGCAGACAUUGCCCGAGUUAAGUAUUUUAGGAACACUGUGUACGCUGAGAAAGCUUCUGUUGAUGACGUGAAGUUCAAUGACUACUGGCGUGACAUCAGGGACACUCUGGUCAGACUGGGAGGUGUUACUUAUGAAGCUGCCAUUGACAAUCUUAGAAACGAGUGCAUGGACCCUGAAGUUGAAGAUCACUUCAUGGAAUUACUGAGUCAAUGGAAAAAGGACGAGAACAACAUUAAAGAUCAGCUGGACGUAAUUAAGAAAAAUCUUGAAGUCCUGACGUCAAAAGAUGAAGGUAAGAUACAUAAGUAA